ACAGGAACACAGGUUGUUUCUUCGGGCAAAUAUUGGACUACCGCUGUCCUUGGCUCGAGGUUUUGUCCUAUCUGUAUAUAAGGUGGAUGGCUGCAGCACCACCUCCACACUGCACUCUCCACCUUGUCCGCUGCCUUCGUUGCCUUUCCACUCAGCUUCACAGGACACUAUGCGAGUGAGUGCUUUGCUGGCGGGGGCGUGGGCGUGUCUCCUGGUCGGGGACUCCUUGGUGGACGCUUCCCCGUGCUGCGGGUUGGUUGCUGCCGCGGCCGUGGGUGGUCUUGCCUUCGCUGGGGGUGUAGCGGUAGGCAAACACCACCACCACCACCACCAUCGUCGUCAUGGAUGUUCUACCUGUGGCUGUGGCGGCUGUGGCGGCAACUGUGGCUGGUGCGGCGGAAACUACGGCAGGAGGCGGCGCAGAAGCAUCGUUAGUUUCAUCGAGGACGCCGAGGUUCAGGACGUGUACGCGAAGAUUGCAUCCGAGGACAAGGACCAGUGUGGGCUGCGUCUGGUGUGCGAGUUGGCGCAGCAAGACCCGCGAGAUCUGGCCGAUGACGAAGUGCAGAUCCUUCUGCCCUACAAGGGCGCUGGGCAGAGCGACGGCACUGUCUACGGUCAGUAUGACGAGGCGGCGUGGCACGGCCAGGAGGGUCACAAGUGUGCCGAGCACUUCCCGCUGUGCGCCUUCACCGCCAAUCAGAUCAUGGACGAGUACAGGAAAUACGUCAGUAACAACGAAACCUUCACGAGGCAACAGUGACCUCGCCACUAACACUCAAGAAAAAUCCUGAUUGAUGCAAUGGAUUUGAACCUAAUUCAAGGUCAUUCCUCAACUGCUUUGGUAUUUUGUUGUUAGCUAAAUAAAUAAAUUAAUAAAAAAAAAAUAAAUAAAUAAAAUUGCACUGAAUGCAAACGAAACAUUCUUAACUGACUGUAAAUCACACUAAAAUAUACUCUUUCAUGAGCA
Portunus trituberculatus (swimming crab) is the source of this 970-nucleotide messenger RNA. RefSeq lists its product as uncharacterized. The record is from RefSeq and is a predicted model, not a curated record. The coding region runs from base 170 to 763 and encodes 197 amino acids. NCBI's taxonomy places the organism in Eukaryota, Metazoa, Arthropoda, Malacostraca, Decapoda, Portunidae. The transcript is spliced from 5 exons.